CCGCCACCCCGCCAGCCCCCCGCGCCUUCCCCCGGUGCCUUUCCCCGCGCCGGAACCGCCGGAACCGCCGGAACGACCGCGGGCGGGCCUGCAGGAGCCUGUGGCAGCGCGGGGCCCGCCAUGGCAGCACGGCGCGGGCCGCACGGCGCGGCGGGGACGGGAGGACCCAGGGCUCCAGGCCCUUCUGUCUGAGCGCGGCUGCCAGAGCCAUUUGGGGCACGUGGGGAGGCGACGAGGGGAAGCAGAAGCUCACUUUGAAGGACGCGGCCGAGCUGCUCCGGAAGAAGGAAUGUCGGCGCGUGGUGGUGAUGGCCGGCGCCGGGAUCAGCACGCCCAGCGGCAUCCCGGACUUCAGGUCCCCCGGGAGCGGCCUGUACAGCAACCUGGAGCAGUACAACAUCCCCUACCCCGAGGCCAUCUUUGAGCUGGGCUAUUUCUUCGUCAACCCCAAGCCCUUCUUCACCCUGGCCAAGGAGCUCUAUCCUGGCAACUACCGCCCCAAUUCCGCCCACUAUUUCCUCCGGCUGCUGCACGACAAGGGGCUGCUCCUGCGCCUCUACACACAGAACAUCGACGGGUUGGAGAGAGCGGCUGGGAUCCCUCCCGACAGGCUGGUGGAAGCCCACGGCACCUUUGCCACUGCCACCUGUACGGUGUGUCAGAGGAACUUCCCCGGAGAGGACUUCAGGGGAGAUGUCAUGGGGGACAGGAUCCCUCGCUGCCCUGUCUGCACUGGAAUCGUCAAGCCUGACAUCGUGUUCUUCGGCGAGAAGCUCCCGCAGCGCUUCCUCCUGCACCUCACAGACUUCCCCAUGGCAGACCUGCUCUUCGUCAUCGGGACAUCCCUGGAGGUGGAGCCCUUUGCCAGCCUGGCCGGAGCCGUGCGCAGCUCCGUGCCCCGGGUCCUCAUCAACCGAGAGCUCGUGGGCCCCUUUGCGUGGCAGCAGCGCCACAACGACGUGGCCCAGCUCGGGGACGUGGUGGGCGGCGUCGAGAAGCUGGUGGAGCUGCUGGGCUGGAGCGACGAGAUGCAAACGCUGACCCAGAAGGAGAAGGAGAAGCUGGGUGCCAGGGCAGAGCGCUGUGUGUGGUAGAUGGGAAGACGUGGAUCUGCCAGUCCCGGAUGAGCUAGGAGCAUGGAAAAGGGCAGGAUUUGGGCUGGAAGCAGUGACCCCUUCAGGGACUGAAAAGCUUCCCGCUACAUCACCUGCUGUGUGAUUUGUUCCCAGACUAGCCCCGUAGCUGCAGCUGGAGGUGCCGAUUCCAGGGGCUGGGAGUAACCAGCCAGGAAAUGCCCCCGGCCAGCAGUGCCGCAACACAAAACCGGGAUGUGAGGGGCUGGAAGCCCUCGCUCCAUGCAGCCCCUUCAUGGCUGUGCUGCCACUUCCAGAGGUUCCUCUGGAGCAAUACGCAGUAGGAGAGAGGGAAGGGAGGCUCCAGGUGUGCUGAGACCCAGCCUGUGCUGCCACGGCCGGACAGGGAGUGGGGUUCCUGCUCCUGCUCCACUUGGCAGUGAUGAAAGUCUUUAAACAGACUUUUUUCCCCCACCAUUCUCACACCUGUCACCUUCUGGGAUCUUCAGGAGUGAGAAAUUGCAGGGGAACAAGCUCUUAAUUACUCAGAGCUCAGUGCAGAUGUUAAUUACUACAUUCCUGUAGACCACUGGGAGGUUUUUUCCACAUUUGACAUCAAACAGAGCUGUUAUUUUUUAGGCAUACAUUGUCCAAACGUGACUCCACAAAAUCUGGCUUCAGCAUUCCAAUUGCAACAUCCAGGUUGUUCUUACUUCCCUCAGAUAACGCAGCAGGAAUGAGUAGGAAUUCUUAGCCUGUUGGCCAGGUUUUUGAUUCUUCGGUACCAACAUUUUGGGGACCAGCCAGCCCUUGGCAUGAUGCUUGUGCUGCUCUGAAUCCCUGAGGGAUAAUGCUGCUGCAACAGUGACAGAGGAAAACCAGUUGCGUGGAGCAGCCUGGACUAGUGGAAAAGUGUCCCUGUCCGUGGCCAGGGGUGGGACUGGAUGAGCUUUAAGGUCCCUUCCAAGCCAAACCACUCUGGGAUUCUGGGAUUCUGUGACUGUGGGGAUGGUGCUGGGGCUGGAACGUUUGAUGCUCCCUGGCCAGCGCUGUGGUCUCUGU
This is a messenger RNA of Corvus hawaiiensis (hawaiian crow), 2135 nucleotides long. It is a transcript of the gene SIRT3, whose product is annotated as sirtuin 3. The transcript is spliced from 8 exons. The coding region runs from base 309 to 1094 and encodes 261 amino acids. Gene Ontology annotation, molecular function: NAD+ binding; histone deacetylase activity, NAD-dependent. The record is from RefSeq and is a predicted model, not a curated record. Lineage: Eukaryota; Metazoa; Chordata; Aves; Passeriformes; Corvidae.